GACUCAGUACGUUUUGAAACACCACCGAACCGAGUCUUCAGGGGAGGAGAAGCUGAGCUCGUGUGAAAAUGGCGUCUCCGAAAACAGUGCCCAAAGAUGCCCAGGUUAUGAUGCAGAUUCUUAAAGACAUGGGGGUCACGGAGUACGAGCCUAGAGUGAUCAAUCAAAUGCUGGAGUUUACAUACAGAUACGUAACCACUAUUAUUGAGGAUGCAAAAAUCUAUUCCACCCAUGCCAAGAAGUCCAGCGUGGAUGCAGAUGACAUAAGGUUAGCGAUCCAGUGUCGAGUGGAUCAGUCGUUCACAUCUCCUCCGCCACGAGAUUUUCUGUUGGACAUUGCAAGGCAGAAGAACCAAACCCCUUUGCCCCUGAUCAAACCGUACACCGGUCCACGUCUUCCACCAGACCGCUACUGUCUGACCGCACCGAACUACAGACUGAAGUCCCUGCAGAAAAAGGUGUCUUCGUCCACGGGCAGGAUAACAGUGCCACGGUUGAGCGUCGGAGCCGUGUCCAGCAGGCCGAGCACACCGACUCUCGGUACUCCAUCAGUGCAGACGGUGGGGACCAAAGUGGGAACGCCUGUGUCACUGAGCGGCCAGCGCUUCACCGUUCAGAUCCCCAACUCACAGGCUGCCUCUGUCAAAUCAGCUACUCCUACUACUCCCACGGUUCAGAAUGUCCUCAUCAACCCCUCUCUCAUCGGCUCCAAGAACAUCCUCAUCACCACCAAUAUGGUGUCGCAGAAUUCAUCGAGUGACUCUACGUCUCUCAAGAGGAAGCAUGAAGAUGAGGAUGACUAUGAUGCUUUAUGACCUGCUGUGUUUUCUUACUAGUAUUGAAGCAAACGUGAUUAUGUAAAUAAGCAUUUGAUAACUCUGAAUUUGCCUUUCAGUAGUAUUGUCUUGUUUAGAAUGUUACCAUUGCAUAUUAUCUUUUAUUGUUAAUUCUUGUAAGUAAAAAAUAAAUCAAAAUAAAAUGAUAAAUUGUGUUUA
Messenger RNA from Pimephales promelas (fathead minnow), 995 nucleotides. RefSeq names its product TAF9 RNA polymerase II, TATA box binding protein (TBP)-associated factor (gene taf9). Gene Ontology annotation, cellular component: SAGA complex; transcription factor TFIID complex. Gene Ontology annotation, biological process: DNA-templated transcription initiation; RNA polymerase II preinitiation complex assembly. Gene Ontology annotation, molecular function: RNA polymerase II general transcription initiation factor activity; transcription coactivator activity; protein heterodimerization activity. The record is from RefSeq and is a predicted model, not a curated record. NCBI's taxonomy places the organism in Eukaryota, Metazoa, Chordata, Actinopteri, Cypriniformes, Leuciscidae.